Molecule: messenger RNA, 7816 nt
Organism: Anopheles stephensi (Asian malaria mosquito)
Lineage: Eukaryota; Metazoa; Arthropoda; Insecta; Diptera; Culicidae
Product: microtubule-associated protein futsch-like
Exons: 4
Coding region: 456-7520 (2354 amino acids)
Source: RefSeq, a predicted model, not a curated record
ACUUUCAACCGUUGCCUUGGAUUCGAAGCGGACAAACAAACAAUAACAACAAAAAGAGACGCGAAAUUUUCGGUAUCGCGGUGAACUGGUAUCAAAGAACGUGCAGGUGUUUUAUUUGUGAAAAGAAUUAGUUUCAAUUGUGAUAAAUGAUAAGCCGGACAUGUGAAAUAAGGAGUUCGAAACAAUACGCGUGCAUCGGAAUGUAAUCGUGGUGCGCCGUACACGAAGCGACACAUUCCAGGUACCGCCACGACGCCAUCUCGGCCAACGACCUCAACCAGUAAAACCGGAAAAUUAGUUUAUGUUUUUCUGUGUACAUGAAAGUAAUAUGUACAGCUUGAUCGAAUGUGGUUUUAUCCAAACUUUUGAGUUGAUGUAGUAAAUCGCACUACCUCAAGGUAACUCUCGUCCAACAUAAACGUACCGGUCGCAUACAAAACCCAAAAAAAACAGCCAUGGAUGAUUUCGAUACCGCAACGUACUCCAUCGAAUCGGAACCAGACCGAAAGCAAAUAUCGCUCGACGAUGUUAUCCUGCCAACAGUACGACGCAGUGCAAUACAGAUCGUUUCGCUGUCGCCACGCCGGCAAGCAAAGCGCACAGGACCUCUGACGACUGCCGGUGCCGACAAUAGCACCAUGCAAGUAACGAAGCUGGUACUGAAGACGCCGCCCGGUAGCCCGAAACGCCAACCGAAACCACCCGGCGUUAUAAUCAAAUCGAUACAAACACUUGCCGGACCGGGUCUAACUGGAUCGAGCAGUGUGCUAACAGAAAAGCGAAACCUGCCAGCCACGGCGGCAUCCGAUGAAACGGUGGCCUCGUAUCGAAUAACACCCAUCCUUUCUCCGCAGAACAAAGAUACCAGAAAAGAAUUCGAAGUACGGCGAACGGAGCGAGAGCGUGCAACAAAUGACUUUCAAGAUUUUCUCCGUGAGAGCUUUAAGGAAAACAAAACUCCUCCUUCUACACCACCACCUCCUCCAUCUUCCGCGAUUGAAGUCACGCGUAUCGUCGAGAAAGGAUCGUCCGAAGCAGACAGUACGUCUGCAAGCUUAAUUCCGCACAAAAGUGCUGGCAGGUCUGGUAGUCAGCGAGUGGAACGAUUGCACCCAGCUAGAGAAGAACAGAAAGCAGACGGUGAAACUCAGUGUGCUGCGCAGGCAGCUCAAUUCGUUCCGGCGACGCAGCAACCGGUAGCAGCACGGCGUUCGUUGCUAAUGGAAACGCCGAAACAAGCAGAUAUUGUACAACCGGCCAUCGAACUGAUUACAGCUGAAAGUAUUAACCAACCUCCAGGCGAGCUAAGCGUUACCAGUAUUAAAAUGCCACCUCCACCUCAAAUCGCAAAUCAAGAAUCUCACGUGACUGUCGAAACAGCGAAAAGUGCGCAGCCAGCAGCUCAAGUGCGCCCCAAGCCACCAUAUAAACCCACCUCCAGCACUAUAACCAAGAGUGCUGCCGUAGUGGAGGAUGCGAAGAAGAAAGAGAAAUCUUACGAUCCGGCAAAAGCUCGCGAAUUUAUGAGAGAGCAGCAGGCGAAGCGCCGGAUGGAGAAGAAGGAAAAUCCUGUCGGGGUGAGCGGUAGUUCCAAAGGCGGCACCGCAGAAAAGGAUCUCAUUAAGCAACGGCUGGAAACGCUUCGCCAAAGUUCCCAGAAGCUGGUGUCGAAAAACUUGCAGAAGGCUCGCAAACGUUCGGUGUCCUGUGCGCCGAAGGAAGUGGCAAAUUUGAACAAGCGGCCCCCAACCGGCAAGGACAAAGAUCCGGCUUCGGUGCCAUGCAAUGAUCGUAGGUCAUCCAUUCGACCAACGAUGGGACUACGCAAAUUUGCCUCAACACCGUCGCUUCGAUUGAUAAAGAAGGACAAAGAUCCACAAGAUUUUAAGCCAGCUGUGGUACUUAAACCUAAAGACCCGUCACCCGACAUUCCACCGAAACCACUGUCAGCCGGUAGUCGGGGAAGCGAUCUACGGUUGGGUAAAGAAAGUUCUUCCGGUCGAUCCACCAAUCCAUCCACAGCUAGCACGAUAAGUAAAUCGAGCAUUAAAAUUGGCAUAUUGCGCAAACCAGACCAUUUGACUUUGGAAGAUAUUGUACCACAGAGUCCACUGAAGGUUUCGCAAGCGAUUUCGUUGCCUACCAAACCGAAAGUGAACGCACAGCUCAUAGAGAUCAAUGCCGAAGACGACAGCUCGGAGCCGAAAACGGCCGCCGAGAAGGAAUUGAAGCUACAAGUGCCUGCUGUGAUGCUUGUUCCGGCAAAUGCUUGUGCGCUGCCUGUAAAACAACUAAAGCAACCAGAGGGUAGCGUUACGUCCAACAAGGUCGAGGAAAUACCAGCUCGGGAGGUGCCUCAAUCGCAGCCGGUAAAGAGCAUUCCUUCAUGGUUGAAGCAAUCUCUGAGGCAGCCAGAUCCCUAUCCUUUCAUAUUGGCAGUGCGCAAAAAGCUUGAAGCCGUUCAGAGCGUCCGGGACGAGCGGGACAAACCCACCGCCUGUAAAGAGCUGGAGCAAAAGCAAGUGGAACAGAAAAUGCCCAGCACACGAUACAGUUCCUACAUGAACGAAAUCGAAAGUGUGCCCUUCAUUAGAAAAGGGUUCGCCACUGCCGGCCAGCGUACUGAGGAAAGUGCUUUAAACAAACGACCGUUUGGCAAUGUCCAAGAGGAAGCGUCAUCAAUUGUUACGAAGAUAUCGCCGUGCUCUUCGCCAAACACUACGUCCGACAUUAGUUCGAUCAAAUCCGACUUAGCUCUACCACUGCCACCGCUGCUCAGUAGUACGAAAAUUGAGAUACCAGCUGGGCCACAUGAUUCGGCUGCCACUAGCGGGCCCAUCAGUCCGCUGUCAGUGGAAAGAAUUUCUCAAAUGAAAAUCGCUACACCGGGCAACACUACUGCCAGAUCGCCACAUCACGACAGAAAAGUCCUUGAGAAGACUAGAGCAUCAAGUCCAUCCCGUCCUCAUGCUGCCGUUCACAAUACAUCCAACAUUUCCCACCUGGAUCGAUCACAGAAAGAGCUGGAAUAUCAGCGGCUACUAGAGUCGUUUAAUCGAAGCCUAACGCACGUGAUCGAAGUCAAUCAACAGCUCUACUCGGCAUUGAAGAAUGUACCGACUACGGCAGCGAUGCCACUGUUUCCGCAGGACGUCCUGCGACUGCGUGACGAAAUGACACAAACAUCGCUUCCGAUGCCACGCGCGUCAACGGCCACAGGGUCAGAAACAGUUGACUCAGAUCAGCAAGGAGGGAAAGCUUCGGAUGCGAUCACAACCACAGCCUCCAACUACAGCGAUGACUUUGAACAUCAAAGUCAAACGGAAGCACCACCCCCACCUACAACACCUCACGAAACAGUAGCGUCCCCAUCAACGACAGCGUCAUCCUCGGCCACUUCAUCAUCCUCUUCCUCUGCCAACAGCAGCGCGAGAAGUGAUACAGGCGAAAGUACCGCCAAAAGCUCUUCACAAUCAUCUUCUACUUCAUCGUCCUUCGAUCGUAACGAGCCGGUGGUCGCAUCACCUCGCGAGCACGUCCCAAGCCGGCCAGAAACGAAUGCCACCGACGACGAACGCAAGGCAACCAGCAACACCACAACGGCGCACUCGAGUGAUUUCGAUUCUCGAUCGUUCAGCCUGUCGGACAGUCACAACAACACGACCAACAAUCAUCCACCGAUGCCGGAAGAAUAUUUGCCCUCGUUUGAGGAGAGUUUGCGUAGAAAGCGGUAUUCGUCGGACAGAGAGCAACGUACAGAAAUGGAGGAAAAUCACGAGGAACAGAAAAGGGCAAAUAAGCAAAUUUCACGGGAAAGUAGCAUCGAUGAAGAGAUUCAGCCCAGCCAGGAUGAGGAGAGGUCGUACAGCUUUAAACAUUCGGAAAACGCCAACGAUUCGAAGGUGAAUUCUUUCCUCCCACUGGUGGCAAGUUCUUCGGAGGAUAGCGUUACGAAGAGCAAUCAGCGGACACAACAACCCAACAAGGAUUCGCUUCUUUACGUAGAGAAUCCCGACGCAACCAUCAACAGCGAGCUGCUCACUGCCAUGUUCAACAGAACUGACCUGGAAGUAUCCAUCCUAUCUACCACCGUAUCGGAAACGAACCUUAGCUAUUCUUCUAUCGGAAUGUACGAUCAACUCAUUCAAAACGAACGCAGCAAAGAGGAGCAUCUCGUGUCGCGCGUGCAAUCGAAGCAAAAGGCGCUGCUUAAUCGGGCCAAGGGUCAACUCGCUUGGUUGGAGCUUCAGAAGCAACGCUACCGAGAGAAGGGCUUGACCGAUCAAGUGACGGCUGUUAAAAAGAAGCAACGUGCAAUACUGUUGCGGCUGCAAAAGGAUCGAGCAGAGUUAAAUAGGGCUUUAAAAUCGUCCACGGAAUCCUCGCGCACCAUGACGGCUAACGAUCCAGUGCUGACGUCGAAAAUGGUGGACAGUAAGCUUAACUCGUACUGCUCCUCGCCGGUAGCGAACAAUUCCGGCUCGCUUACAUUGCGCAAAUCAUCCAGCAGCCUGCGCAUUGCGCGUCAUCAACAUUCCCGUACGCCGGAAGGUGCCGAGCGUGGAAUACCGGGUACGACGACCACUACUACGACCACCACCAGCAACUCCAUACAGAUAGCUAUUCGGGGCCGAGAGCUGGAGCCGAACGACCGUUUGGAAGACAUUUUAACGCGCAGAGAAGAAGAAUUGCGCAAACGCAAAGAGCACGUACAACAUUUGCUCGAGUGGCAUCGGAAGCUAGAGCGCGAGGAGGAAGAACUAAUGGCGGUGGAGGAUCGAUUGUUGGCUUACAAUAGUCGCAAACUGGAAACAGCAAACGCGCCACGACGUCAUGAGAUAACGAUAGAGCAACGAGUGCAAAGAAUUGAGAAGAGUUUGAAAACGUUGCAAAGCAUUCCCUCCACUGUCGCUCGCAGAGAUCAAGAGCAGGCGCAGGGACGCGAUUCCGAUAUCGGCGAUAAAGAACCACCGGAGUCAGCCGAGGAAAUCGUGUUGACCGGAGGAAGUAAGCUUAACAAGUUCUGGUACCGGCUGACCGGUAUCGAGGAGCAGCGGUACGAACCGGAACGCAAUUAUCCAAUAACGCGCCAUCACAUGGAAGCGCUGUUUGAAGAUGCGAAGAGGUGUGUGCUAGAACGGUUCCAACGCAACGAGGGUCAGCUGAAGGAAGCGUUGUUAGAUCAGUCCAUUAAGAUCGUGCGUCGCAAGGGCGCUAGCGAUACGGAUGCCAAUACGACGGGAAGUGUGGAAGAUCAGGAGAAGUCAUUGCAAAGCACGGCCGUAUGCGAAGAAACGGUUCGCACUGUAGAGGAGCAAAAGGAAUCGCAACACGAUGACGCGACGGUUGCGGGGAAUGAAACGACGUACACGGAACGGACGGGCGAUGAUUUGGUGGUGGUGGUCCGUCAAGAGGAACCCGAUGCGAUGGAUGGUGGUGAGCUGCCUCCGAUGGUGGAGGACGCAAAAUGUUUGCUCUCUUCGACUGUUAACGGAUGGUCACCGGGUAGCAGACGAAGCAUUGAAUCGGUAGAGUUCCACACGCUAGAAGAAACGUCCACGCCGUAUCAAUCUGCCCUACGAAACGACGAGCAGGAAGUCACGGUAGAAGAGGAACCAGUUAAAAGCGAGAGCUACUCCACAACGUUCGAGCAACAGUCCGUUGGUGGCGUAGAGGCAGGAGAUGAAAGUCAGCUGUUGAUCGAGGACAUGUCACUGCCACCGAUGCUACUCAACAAUACAUCGCUCAAGCUCGAAAGCGACGAAGAUUCCACCUCAAGCAGUAGCUGUGAAAGCAGUGCCACUGUGGAACUGUCAGCACCGCUGGCGACCGCAGAGGAGCAAGUGCAGGAGGAAUUGCCCAACGGGGAAGGAGACGAUUUGGGUACGAUUAGCAGCGAUACCAGCAUUUCUAUUGCACAGUCCUUGGAAGAGGCAAGCGAAGGUAGUUCGCACGGGUCGACUCCCACUACGGUUACCCCUACAAUUGUAGCAGAAAGCAUCGAAAGCAAAGAUGUUGCUGCUACGGAUGAACAACAUCCUCCAGCAGACGAAGCAGAAGACGGUGGCGUUGAAUCAGUCUCACCCAAGCAAAACUCCUCGAAUGUACCUUCGGAGGUAGCAUCUGAUAAUUCUUACGAAGAAGAUAUAUUUCACACGAAAUCCUCCAGUGUUUCUGGCUCGGCACAGGCCACAACAUCCGAGCUGGCAAAGCGGCUUGCAACACUUCACGACGAGCUGGAGGAGUUGAGUGAAACUUUCGAAAGAACUCCGCUGAUGAAGUCGCCCGUAACAGCAGCAGCAUCGGUUGCAUCCAAGUCUGACCACUUUGAGGAUCAAAACAGUUCGGAAGAAACAAUCACAUUUGACUACGAGGACGAUCGAGCGGAAAGUCCUUCUCCUUCGGGUGAUCCUUCAAAAGACGACGAUGAUAAAGCGUCCAUCGAUGCGACGGUGAGCCAAAAUGCUGCCAAAAUCGAAGUGAAGCUACGAUCAAAGGUGUUGAGCAGCAGCGGUGAUACGGUGGCGAUCGUUGCUGGUUCCGGUUCCGUGUACGGUCGUGACUAUCCGGCUCCCUUGCAGCAACUGUACCACCAUCAUCAAACGGAACCUCCAGUGUCGUCCAGCUCAUCACCAAACAUCGGCGUCCGAAUGCCAGAUAUUAUCAACGAAGCAGAGGUCCUGCGGCGUCAACAGCUACAGAUCGAGCAGGAGAUCAAGGAGCUCGAACAGCAGGUCGGCUUUUUCCGGGAAAUCCCCAACAAACCGCCACCACCGUACAUCCCUCCUGCGAACGGCAGCCCGCUGGCGCUACUCUUCCCAUCCGAACCGCGAAUCGACGAGCUGAUCGAUGGACGCGUCGAGGAGCUGCAUCGCGAUCGUAUCGCGCCGGAAAAUCUACGCUCCGACCAUGUGACGAACGUGUACGAAAAGCUCAUUCUCGACAUGUGCAAGGAGCUGUACCGUGAUCUACGGCCAGCCGAACCGACCGUUUCCUUUCGUACGAUACCGCACGACAAACGGCCGCUCGUGUUUCACAAUCCGCCGGAUGCGUUGCGUUGCAUGAAGGACUAUCUUCGCGGGAAAAUACGACGCGUGUUGAACGACGCUCAGCUAGCCCUUCAGCAGCAGCAGCAUCAACAUCAACAGCAUCAACUGCUCCUACAUCAUCAGCUGCAGCAGCAACAACAGCAACAAACCCAUCCGUCCCACCCACAGCUGCACCAUCACCAUCUGCUGCACCACGGCCACUGCACAGCCACGAUGCCCUUCCUGUACGGCAACGGUUGUGCGAGCAAGCGCAAACCGGACCAGGUGGACGAGAUCCUGAAGCAGGAAACGCACGAUGACGAUGCGCGCUGGACCAACUUUGAUCGGGAAGAGAUCGAGGUGAAGGAUCGCAUUACGGACGAGCUGCUGAAGUCGCUGCUCGCCGAAGCGUUGCAGGAUAUGGUUGAAGCGUGCGAACGGAAGGAGGGCAAGGAAGCAGGUUUGGUCCAGCGACAGGAAAGUGCCAUGUAGACGAUUAGCGUGCACCGCAUGUGAUAGCAACUGAUUUGGAGAGAGUGCACUGGUGAGUGUAUUAGAGGGCUCUUCUGCUUUACUUACACACGCUAGCGUGAAGCAAGUGUUUGCAAUUUUAUGGACUGAUUUUAAAGCGUUACGUGCAACAGUCGCGUAGUAUAAUCAACAGCAUCAUUGUGACUGUCUAUAGUUUGCUCAAAUUCUACAUUACCUGUUUUUUAUCUCUCUCUCUCUGCAUUUUGUUAGUGCCUAAUUGUAUGUUUAAUAAAAAUGCGUCCUCAAGCACAAUAUUA